AUGGGCAACCCAGCCAAAGACGGCCCUCCUCCAUUUCAGCCGAAUGAUGGGAUUCAAUCACACCAGUCUGUAGUUCAGCCACAACAUGUCCAGCCCAAUGCUUUCCGAACCCAGCUGGCAUGCGUCACGCUCAACCUAGGAGACUGCGUCCGCUUUAUUCGUUUCCCGCCCGAGGUCGUUGGAACUAUGCAGGGAGUUAUAAAUACCACCUGGCCAAAGGGAAUCCAAGCUGUCCGCGACUACGCCGGGUCGCGUGAGUUCAAGCUGCACGGCUACCCUUGGAGACCACAUUACAAAGGAAAUGAUGACUCUCGACAGCUCGUUCUCAAGAUUAUCGAGGCGCUGCAUGACAUCGGGUGGGUGCUACAUGCAGCCGCAGAUCUGAGCAAAAAGCAGACCGCCAGAGAAGCCCACCGCCGCCUCCCAGCGAUUGGAUCUGCAUAUCGCCUUACCGAUUUGACCGACUGA
Molecule: messenger RNA, 468 nt
Organism: Clonostachys rhizophaga
Lineage: Eukaryota; Fungi; Ascomycota; Sordariomycetes; Hypocreales; Bionectriaceae
Source: the annotation of a GenBank genome assembly